AUGUCGGUCAAAUUCCAAGAAGAAACUGUACGAGCCACGGCUCCCGUUGUGGGCCGUGAUGAAUCAACCGUGCACCGCAUCGGCGAAGCCCUCACCGGCGGUCAAUCCAACAAGGGCUACUUAGCCGCAUACCUCAAGCAGCUACAGUCCAACCCCCUACGCACCAAGAUGCUCACCUCUGGCUCCCUCGCUGCCCUGCAAGAAGUUAUCGCCAGCUGGCUUGCGCACGAUCGCAGCAAGCACGGUCACUACAUCAGCUCGCGAGUUCCAAAGAUGGCAGCCUAUGGCGCAUUCAUUGGCGCGCCCAUGGGCCAUGUUUUGGUCGGUCUGCUACAACGUCUGUUUGCCAACCGCACGAGCUUGAAAGCAAAGAUCCUGCAGAUCAUUAUCAGCAACCUGAUCAUUGCGCCCAUCCAGAACAGCGUCUACCUCGCCAGCAUGGCGGUGAUCGCAGGCGCUCGUACCUGGCACCAAAUCCGCGCCACUGUCCGCGCCGGCUUCAUGCCCGUCAUGAAGGUGUCGUGGAUCGCGAGCCCCAUCACACUGGCGUUCGCGCAGAAGUUCCUGCCCGAGCAGACGUGGGUGCCAUUCUUCAACAUUGUAGGCUUUGUCAUUGGAACAUACAUCAAUACGCACACCAAGAAGAAGCGAUUGGCAGCUUUGCGAAAGAAGGUAAUACCCGCCCUAUGA
Messenger RNA from Cyphellophora europaea CBS 101466, 690 nucleotides. RefSeq lists its product as uncharacterized. Gene Ontology annotation, cellular component: membrane; cytoplasm. The transcript has a single exon. Bases 1 to 690 code for a protein of 229 amino acids. The record is from RefSeq and is a predicted model, not a curated record. Lineage: Eukaryota; Fungi; Ascomycota; Eurotiomycetes; Chaetothyriales; Cyphellophoraceae.